UAGAGUGAAGUGAACGGUACGGUGGGUUUUUCUGUUGUUCAUUCACCUCUUCAUCGUAAUGUGUUUUUCUGCUCUGAGGCUAUGAAGGCAAAGGUAAAGGCUAUAUGUUACACUGGCACCGAACAUUUCUCUGCUAUAGCAUUGACCGUUGCAACUUGAAAAGAUACACGCACUGGUUCUGUAAGUUUUCAGGGAUAUCAAGAGGAAAAAGAUAUGCGAAUAGGGAUUCACACCACCGGCGCCUGGUUUCAGGGCCCUCAUUUUCUACACUCCUCACACCUCCGCUUCAAACUCCAAAGCUCUGUAUCGUACUCUAAGGUUAUACCGUGCUUGCAAGACGAGUGCAAGGACUUUUUGCCGUGGCUACGGCGAAAAUCAGGAACCGAAAUUUCGUCAAUUCUUUCAAUUGGGAGCUCUGUAUAUGGAAGGUCACUGUUUGCAUCGGAGUUCAUACAAGCUGGAGACUGCAUAUUGAAAGUUCCUUUCAACGUUCAAAUAACACCGGACAAUGUACUUCCAGAAAUAAAUUCUUUCUUAGGCAAGGACAUCGGAAAUACUGCACGGCUUUCUAUUGUCAUUUUAGUCGAGAAGAAGAUGGGUCAGGACUCUGAAUGGGCCCCAUAUAUCAACAGUCUUCCACGAGUUGGAGAGAUGCAUAGCACGAUAUUUUGGACUAAGGAUGAUCUGGAGAUGGUUAAAAAAAGUGCAGUCUAUCAGGAAACUAUCAAUCAACAAGCUCAAAUUGAGAAAGAAUAUUUGUCAGUUAGACCAGCUCUUGAUCACUUCCCAGAAUUUUUUGAAGAUAUUACACUUAAAGAUUUCAUGCACGCACAUGCUAUAGUUGGAUCUCGUGCAUGGGGAAGUUCAAAGGGCUUAUCUCUGGUUCCUUUUGCGGAUUUUUUGAAUCAUGAUGGGGUUUCAGAGGCACUGCUGUUAAGUGAUGAAGACAAACAAACCUCAGAGGUUAUUGCUGAUCGGGAUUAUGCUCCUGGUGAAGAGGUCCUAAUAAGAUAUGGAAAGUUUCCAAAUGCUACAUUGUUGAUGGAUUUUGGUUUUACACUUCCUUACAACAUUUAUGACCAGGUUCAAAUUUGUGUCAGUGUUCCCCAAGGUGAUCCUCUGCAUUUGAUGAAAUUGGAACUUCUGCAUAAAUAUUGUAUGCCAACACCCACUGAUGGGCAUGGUCUCAACUCUUUUAACUGUUCUUUUACAAUCAAGGAAGUUCGGUCUGCUAAAGGGAAAGGGAGAGGAAUUCCACAAUCGCUCCGUGCAUGUGCUCGUAUUUUAUCUGCUACCUCUAUUCAAGAACUUAAAGAAUUGGUCACAGAAGCUGCACAGAAUGACGGAAGGCUUGCUCGACGGCCUUUAAAGAACAGGAGUAGGGAAAUUGAAGCUCAUAAGCUCUUACUUUUACAAGUUUUCAACUUGAUUCAGGAGUACGGUGCAUCCAUUGAGUCUUAGAGAAGCAGGCAAAAAAACUGGGCACGGGAUUUACGUAUGGCCUAUCGAGAGUUUUCCUUUUUCUCCUUUUAGGGUACAAUUGGCCAAAUUAUUGAUACAAGUUGUCCAGUUUUCAAAAUGUUCAUAUGCUUAUUUUAUUAUAUGUAGAAGGAUGAAAGUUUGGGAGUGAUUCAUUCUUUCUGAAUGCAGAAAGAAACCAUCCACUAUACUGCACCCUCCAAGUGUACCAUGGCAAGUCUAUGUAAUAACUCUAAUGACCAAUGAGAAGGAAAAAAGAUCUUCAGACCACAAUUUAUCAAAAAAAAAAAAAAAAGAUCUUCAGACCACACUCAAAUUGAAAAUAACAAGAUUAUGCCUUUUAAUGCUAUUGGACGGAAUGGUUUUGUGGAUGGCCCAUGCAAUUGACAAACAUUCAUGCAACUGAGAGCUUUAGCUGCUCUCAAAGCACUUAACUUGUCCUAUGAUUCCAUCUGUCGGAAAAGUCUCAAUCUUUUCAUUAAAAAUGAAAACGAGUGUUUUUUUAUCUGCUAUUAUCCAAUGGUAAGCAUUCCCUACCAAAUCGGGUCUGGGUUAUGAUACAUGUGAUUAUGGCACUCAAAGCAUUCCCUACCAAAAGGGUCGGGGUUAUAAUUUGAUCAUGGCAAUUAAGAUAAGGUUCCUUACAAGAUAGAUGGUCUGGAUUUGGCACACAAUUGACAAUCCAUCCCACCUGUGGAAUGUUGAGAAAAAUCUUAGAUGGGCCAUUUGCUUUACCUUUUUUUCUUUUUUGUUGAUAACCUUGAAAGCCAUUGCUUAUUUGUUAUUUUGUAAAUUUAAUCAUAUCCAUUUGGACUUGAGCAAUAAGAAUGAAAUGCUCAUUUAUUGAAAUCAAUUGCAACUUUGGUUACUUAUAAAAAAAAAAAACUACUACUUUGGUUACUUCUUGACAUGCAAAUUGUAAAAUGCUUACGGUCUAAGUUUUUCUAGGUCAAUGAAGUUAACCAAUGUUUCUGUGUGUA
Molecule: messenger RNA, 2459 nt
Organism: Nelumbo nucifera (sacred lotus)
Lineage: Eukaryota; Viridiplantae; Streptophyta; Magnoliopsida; Proteales; Nelumbonaceae
Product: SET domain-containing protein
Biological process (GO): peptidyl-lysine monomethylation
Molecular function (GO): protein-lysine N-methyltransferase activity; protein binding
Source: RefSeq, a predicted model, not a curated record